Molecule: messenger RNA, 609 nt
Organism: Mercenaria mercenaria
Lineage: Eukaryota; Metazoa; Mollusca; Bivalvia; Venerida; Veneridae
Exons: 1
Source: RefSeq, a predicted model, not a curated record
GACCAGGUAGGUGAUAAAAAUUCCAGACUUGCAGAUUUCAGCUGUAAACCAAAUUCGACUGUGUCCCUUGUAGUUUUGUUGUUUGCUGUGCCAGAAAACUUCAACCAUGUUGUAUUUGAUCUGUACUGGGGAUUUCCUUCAACAGGUCCAGAUUAUUUGGAUGCUUCUUGUUUGAUGUACAAUGGCUCUAAUUAUUCUACCCGUGCUGAUUACUGUCAUCGAGAUCCGAUUGAUGCCGUAUGUCACUCUGGUGAUAUAAUGGACCGUAAAUUAAAAAGAGGUCACCACACAAUCAGCAUAAAAUUGAAAGAACUUCCGGAUAGUAUGACACAUUUGUUUUUCACUUUGAGUGCCUGGAGAUCGCCUGAUAUUUCAAGGUAUCCAAAUCCAAGUCUUAAAUUCUAUGAAGCAGUAAAUCCUACUAAAGAUUUAUGUGAAACAACAUUCACACAUGCUCGAAAUUCUCAAGCGGUGAUAAUGUGUUCGCUUUCACGCAAAGGAAAUGGCCAGUGGAAAAUAUUUAGCUUUGGUACACUUUCUGCUGGAAAUGCAAUGGGUUACACUCCUUUAUUAAAAACUAUUCAGGAACUGCUAACACAGGGAUUUUAA